Eruca vesicaria subsp. sativa (arugula) is the source of this 387-nucleotide messenger RNA. The record is from the annotation of a GenBank genome assembly. Lineage: Eukaryota; Viridiplantae; Streptophyta; Magnoliopsida; Brassicales; Brassicaceae.
AUGACAUGGAAGUUUCUCCUAAUCAAAUCGGGGGAACAAGUUUGGACCUCCUUCUCCUACGUUAGAAACUUAUUUGCUGGUUCGGUACUAAGUAGACUAGUUACGAUGAUUGCCUCUCCCCUUUUCUUCAUGUGUCAACCAAAAAAUGUAGCUAUUUUAAAGCAGCCUCUUUCUUUGAAACCUUCUGAUGAUCUUAUGGACCUGAUUACCUUUUUUGAUGAUACACAAGAAACUAGCAGUGAUGAAGAGCACAGUGAUCUGGAGACUGACAUUGCUUUCUCUCUUCCUCAUGCAACCAUAAAUGAUAUGAUAAACAUUCAGAUUGAAGGGUUUUCAAAGAUGGCUGAGGACAGCGUUGCAUCUCGUGGUUUUUCCUCUGCUGAGUAG